GUUGCAAUGGUGAUGCCUGCCAUGGCUGAAGUGUCCGCUGGGGCUGAGUCUGUGGCGGGCUGCCGAGCACGGGCAGUGCACAAGGUGCUAAAUCAGGUGGUUCUCCCUGGGGAGGAGCUGGUGCUGCCGGACCACGAGGACGCAGACGGCCUUGGCGGCGCCGGGGAGCAGCCGUUACGCCUGAAUGCGGGAGCGCGCCCGAGGCUGCGCGUAGUAUGCGGCCCGGGUUUGCGACGCUGCGGGGACCGUCUGCUGGUCACCAAGUGUGGCCGCCUGCGUCACAAGGAGCCCAGCGGAGGCGGCGGCGGCGGCGUUUAUUGGGUGGACUCGCAGCAGAAGCGGUAUGUACCAGUGAAAGGAGACCACGUGAUUGGCAUAGUAGUCGCUAAGUCUGGCGAUAUAUUCAAAGUUGAUGUUGGAGGGAGUGAGCCAGCUUCUUUGUCCUACCUGGCAUUUGAAGGGGCAACUAAAAGAAACAGACCAAAUGUACAGGUUGGAGAUCUCAUCUAUGGCCAGUGUGUGGUUGCUAAUAAAGACAUGGAACCAGAAAUGGUCUGCAUUGACAGCUGCGGACGCGCCAAUGGGAUGGGUGUGAUUGGACAGGAUGGGCUGCUCUUCAAAGUGACCUUGGGCUUAAUUAGAAAGUUAUUGGCUCCAGAUUGUGAAAUCGUGCAAGAGCUGGGAAAACUCUAUCCGCUGGAGAUUGUGUUUGGAAUGAAUGGGAGAAUAUGGGUCAAGGCAAAAACCAUCCAGCAGACGUUAAUUUUGGCAAAUGUCUUAGAAGCUUGUGAACACAUGACAACAGAGCAGAGGAAACAGAUCUUUGCCAGACUGGCAGAGAGCUGACGUGUCCAUUUCCUCAGUGGAUUUGUUAGCCAAGACUGAGUUUCCUGGGGAAAUCUUUUUUUUUUUUUUAGGUGAAUUUCUUCCUGGCAGAUCUUCAGAAGAUGCAUAUUGUCUUACUAGAAUCCAAUAAAAUAUUUUUGUAAGAGUUGCUGGUCACCAAUCAUGUAUAGAUGAGAAAUUAUAAAAAUUUUUAUAUAAUAAAUUUUGCUGGAAGU
Molecule: messenger RNA, 1061 nt
Organism: Rattus rattus (black rat)
Lineage: Eukaryota; Metazoa; Chordata; Mammalia; Rodentia; Muridae
Gene: Exosc3
Product: exosome component 3
Exons: 4
Coding region: 7-846 (279 amino acids)
Biological process (GO): TRAMP-dependent tRNA surveillance pathway; CUT catabolic process; U4 snRNA 3'-end processing
Cellular component (GO): nuclear exosome (RNase complex); cytoplasmic exosome (RNase complex)
Molecular function (GO): RNA binding
Source: RefSeq, a predicted model, not a curated record